AGUCUCUUACUACCACUAAAAUAAGAAGACGACGUUCAAAAACUAUUCAUUUAUCCUUUUUGAGUUUCUGUGAACAAAAAAAAAAAAAAAAAAGACUUUUUUGAGUUUCAAUCUACUGAGAAGGUAUGAAGCAAUCGUCAUGGGGUUGCACAAUCUUCAUCCAAUUAUCUCUAUGUCUCAUCGUCUAUGUGUCUCUGCAUUUGGGUCACCCUUUCUUCUUCUCUAGUAACGACGACGGUGACAAUGCCACACCUCUAGAUCUUCAUUUCAUUUCCGUCUCCGGAGGUUUCAGGCCUCUUCACCACCAAACUCGCCUUCUCCGAUUGAUGGAGAAAGUUGCAGAAACUUACAAGGCAAAAUUUGUGCUGAGCUCAAGUGAACAUGGAGAACAAGAUUCACUCCUGCAAAAUGCGACUCGGCUGUCUUCUUCACUGAAACUUCCAUGGUACACUAGAAGGAAAGGAUUUGGAUAUUUCAGAGAGCACAUCAAAAUGCCUUUUGGUGGAUCCUUGGAUGUUGUUUUCGUAGACACUGGCUCACUGCAGCAGGAAGUGCUUGGUGGAGCAUUGAAUGGCUCUAUGAUCAGUCAAUUGAAAGGGUUGGCAAGGAUUCUGAAAGCAGUAGAUGGAGACUGGCGUAUUGUGGUUGGAUCAGACCCGUUACUCGCCAAUACUCUAACUAAGGAACCAGAGGAAUCUAAGAGAGUUGCAAGGACAUUUCAUCAAAUCUUGACCAAAUAUGGAGUGAACUUAUAUAUAAGCAAAAAAGGCUGCACCAGCGGAGGCAACAAUGAGGGCUUCUCUUGCAUUAUGGUCCCUAAUCAACCAGAGAACCAAGGUCCAACGAAUGAUAGUAUGAGAGAAAGGGAAGAUGGGUUUCUUCUUCACAGAGUUAGCUUCUCAGAAUUUGUUACUUAUACUAUCAACUCAUCAGGAAAAGUCAUUGACACAAAAUUAGUUAAGCAGAAAGGCAAAGAGACCAUCUAAGGUUUCAUUACUUUUUUUGCUCCACACUGUUUAUUUACUCCAUUGUUGUUGAAGCGCACAAACAUUUUGUAUUCUUCGGUUAAUGUCAGAAAUACCCUUUGACCGGUACGAGUCUGAGUUGAAUCGUCAGAGGGUAAAACUGGAAAUUGGGUACUAUAAACUUCCCCCAAAAAAAGGAGUGACCUUUAGGGUUUUGUUUUGGA
Messenger RNA from Arabidopsis lyrata subsp. lyrata, 1189 nucleotides. RefSeq lists its product as uncharacterized. The coding region runs from base 126 to 986 and encodes 286 amino acids. The transcript is spliced from 9 exons. NCBI's taxonomy places the organism in Eukaryota, Viridiplantae, Streptophyta, Magnoliopsida, Brassicales, Brassicaceae. The record is from RefSeq and is a predicted model, not a curated record.